CAGAACAUUCGAUGGUGCGCCGACUGUCCGAACAACGAUUUUUCUGCCUCCGCUUGAUAGUCAGUCGCACGCGCGUAAGCUCCGUUCGAUUUUCUCUCUCCCAGUUUGACAGCACGCGAAAAAUAUCAGCUUCCUUCAUUGCCGGAAGUCAGGAUCUUAAUACACGGCUUAAUUGCUACCGAUAUCUCGUUUGAUUGACGUCCAACAAUCAGGGUGCAAGAAGGUGCAAUUCGGUGAAGAACAUUUGUGCACAAUAAUAACAAAAAUGCGCGGUUAGGCGUCGAACCCUCCGGGAAUUUUUCGUUCCGUUUCGUAGACACUGACUGGAAGGACUACCAAAGAUAGUAUAGUGUUUGCCAAAAGUCAUAAAAAUGCUGCAACCGGCAGGCCCAGUGCUCGUGGGCCUGGGCGGAAACUUUCUGCGAAGGAUACGGCGAUCCGGGCGCAAACCGAGCGUGUCGUUCGACUUUUACAGUGCUUUAAUUCUAGUGAUAUCGAUAGUGCUGCAGCUGGUGGAUCGUUCGAAUGCUGUGAUCUGCAACCAAACCGUAUGCGACUGCAAAGGUCUGAAGGGAGCACCGGGUCAAAUCGGUCCACAUGGUGUGCCCGGUCCCGCUGGACAACCGGGUGACAUCGGCUACGAUGGGCCGAUUGGAGUUUUUGGAGAACGUGGCCUUCGCGGAGAGAUUGGAUCGAUGGGUGAAAAAGGUUACCGGGGUGAUUCGGGCGGCCGCGGAUCUACAGGUUACCCAGGAAUUCCGGGCCUACCUGGAGAGGACGGUCCUCGCGGGCCAAGAGGAAUCGAUGGUUGUAAAGGAAUUGACGGUGCCAUGGGUAUUCCGGGAAUGCCUGGUUGGCCGGGCGAUCGCGGUCAGCCGGGCUUGCAGGGACCUCUCGGCUUUCGUGGAGAUUCCGGUGAAGGUGGUAUCAACUCUAAGGGCACAAAGGGAGCCAUGGGCGAACCAGGUCAACCUGGAGCUAUAGGUCCUCCUGGAUUCAAAGGAAAUAGAGGUCUCACCGGUUACGAUGGCAUUAAUGGAUAUGACGGAAGUCCUGGACCGAAGGGAGAGCUCGGGGACAUGGGAGAAACGUCUAUUUCUUUCUGCCCGGGAGAAGCUGGAGAACCAGGAGAACCUUAUCAAUAUUUCUCUAGCAAGAAUUCAACUGUAAAUAAGGGAGUUGCUGGUAUGAAAGGUGAUAGGGGAGAUGAUGGAGCAUUUGGUCUUUCCGGUAGAAAGGGCGAAACUGGGGCGUAUGGCGAACGUGGUCUCAAAGGAUUUAAGGGAGAGGAAGGAAACGUUGGUGAUCGCGGAAAGCAAGGUAAAGAUGGCCCUCCCGGUGAAACUGGCGAAAAAGGUGAAAAAGGAGCACCAGGUUAUGCUGGAAGAGACGGAGAGCUUGGAGAUAAGGGAAUUCACGGAGAUGAUGGUAUUCCUGGUUUGCCUGGCAUUCAGGGUUUGCGAGGACCGAAAGGAAUUUAUGAUGAAUCACUGGCUCCUAUAAUAAUAGGCCCUAUAGGAACACAGGGUGAUGUUGGUUACCCCGGAUUACAAGGAUUAGCUGGUACUCCUGGACAACCUGGACGCCGAGGAGGAAUAGGUAUGCAAGGUCCCACCGGAGAUCCUGGUGAAGAUGGACGCCGCGGUAGGAAAGGGUCGACCACACCAGGCCAACGAGGAGAUGACGGAGAAAGCGGCCCUCGUGGUCCUGCAGGUGCAAGAGGUCCAGCUGGACCAGCAGGUCGUAAUGGUGAAAAAGGUUUCCCUGGAAGAAACCUCCAGGGUUUGAAGGGAGAACCUGGUCUUCCUGGUUUAAAUGGAGAGUACGGAGAAAAAGGAGACCAAGGUGAUCUAGGAGAAACUGGUGACAAAGGUCUUCCUGGCAUUGGUUAUAACAUCACAGGUCCACCUGGCCCAGAUGGUACUCCUGGACGUUCGGGACCGAUCGGAGAUGCGGGUUGGAACGGCAUGGAUGGAAUAAGAGGUGACAAAGGUUUUCGAGGAGAAGACUGUGGAGUAUGUGCUCCUGGUCCACGGGGUAUAAAGGGUGACGGAGGUGAUAUUGGGCGGCCUGGAUGGGAUGGAAUCGACGGAAGCCGAGGAUUGCCUGGCCCGAGAGGUAUCAAAGGAGGUCCGGGUAAAAUGGGAAACAAGGGAAUUCAAGGUCUUCAAGGUAUUCCUGGAGAGAAUGGAGAAGCAGGUCGACCUGGGGAAAAAGGUGCAAAAGGAGAAGUUAUUCGACGUGGAAGUUUGGUUUGGUUCCCGGGCGACAAAGGUGAUGUUGGAUAUCGUGGUUUGCAAGGCGAGCAAGGUGAUAUCGGAUACAUGGGCCUUCAAGGUGAUGUUGGUACCCCAGGAGAGCCUGGUGAAAUAGGUGAUGAUGGAAAUCCCGGUUUUCGUGGUCGAGAUGGAGAUGCUGGUGUUCCUGGUCGGGAUGGUGCCCAUGGCAGAGAUGCUGUUCACAACUCCUAUACUAUUUGGUCGUUAAGAGGAGCCCCUGGUCUUCCUGGUGAUAGAGGAUCGAAAGGUGAGCAAGGCGAUCAAGGAAAUCGAGGCGAACCCGGAGACACUUCAGAAAUGAAUUAUAAAAUCAUCGGAGACCCUGGUGUUCGUGGUGAACUUGGAGAUGAUGGACCACAGGGUGAAAAAGGCUACCGAGGUGAUAUAGGAGAUGAAGGUUUUAGAGGCCCAGAUGGACCCAUCGGUUUACCGGGUGAAAGCAUUCAAGGACAACAGGGCUACAAGGGAUACUUCGGUAUAAUUGGUGACCACGGAUUACAAGGAGAGGAGGGAUUACCUGGAAUUCCCGGUGCCGAUGGACCUCCGGGAUUGGCAGGCUUGAAAGGUCAGCGAGGUGACCCUGGUCGAGCUGUGCUUUUCGGAGAAAUAGGGGAAGAAGGUGAAGCUGGAUACUUUGGAGAAUUCGGUGACAAGGGUUAUAGGGGUCCAGAUGGAUACAGAGGUCCACCAGGUAUUUCAGGCCCGAAAGGCGAGAAGGGAAAUGAUGGUUUUAUGGGUCGAGUUGGGUUACCCGGAAACAAAGGUAUGGUCGGAGAUGUUAUAUACGGAGAUCGUGGAGAGCCGGGAUUGCCUGGAAGAUCUGGAAAUACUGCGCCAUAUGGAGACAAAGGAGAGCGUGGAGAUCUUGGAAUGGAAGGACCCCAGGGACCAAAGGGAGGUGUUGGUGAUACCGGACGUGAUGGCUUACCUGGGUUGCCUGGAGAUGAUGGUGCCCCAGGUGACACCGGGCCACGAGGAAUUCACGGUUAUAUGGGUGAAGAGGGUUAUCAGGGAGAACGUGGAGAGAUAGGUGACCAAGGCAAUAUUGGUCUCACUGGUCGCCGAGGUUAUGCUGGACUCCGUGGCGAAAAAGGUGAAUUUGGAGAUUUUGGAGACAUUGGAUUCCCCGGCAGAGUUGGCAGAAAUGGUACCAAAGGUGAACGUGGAGAUGUUGGUUUUGUUGGCGAAAAGGGUAUAAAGGGAUCAGCAUCGUUCAGUGGUCACAAAGGAGAAAUUGGUAUAUUUGGACUUCGCGGACCUCCAGGAUUGGAUGGGGCAACUGGAUUACCAGGAUUGAAAGGUGAAGAAGGUGAUGCAGGAGUCGUGAUCGAUGGUUAUGGUGGCAUUAAGGGUCCAAAAGGAGCUCCUGGAUAUAAUGGACUUCCAGGUAGACCAGGAUUCAAAGGAGAACGAGGUGAUGAGGGUACUCAAGGAUUUAAAGGAAUAUCUGGUGAUAAAGGAAGAGAUGGCUAUCCAGGUAUACCUGGAAGACGAGGUAAAGAUGGAUUACGUGGUUUGGUGGGACUUAGAGGUAACUCUGGCUUAAAAGGAGAACAAGGAGAAGAAGGAGAAAUGGGUUUCUUCGGAUUCGUCGGAGAAAAGGGUGAACGAGGCGACAUUGGACGAAUUGGAUUGGCUGGAGUCCAAGGUCUACCUGGUGAUCAAGGCUUCCCAGGUUUGCCUGGUGAUUUAAUCUUCCGAACCCCACAAAAAGGUGAACAAGGUGAGUUCGGAUUACCAGGUCUCGAAGGAAUGCCGGGUUUACAGGGUGCCCCCGGACGACGUGGAUAUCCAGGUGAAAAGGGCGAUGCUGGUUUACGGGGAGAAUCUGGAUUCGCUGGAAGAGCUGGACUAGACGGUCUGAAAGGCCAGCAAGGUGAGCCUGGUUACAAAGGACCACGGGGUACACUACUGACACGACCUGAACAAGGUGAUCAAGGAGAUACAGGAUACGAUGGUUUCCCAGGUAGAGUUGGUGUGAUGGGAAGCAAAGGAGCUCCUGGCGAUUAUGGAGAUGAUGGGCCUCCUGGACCUAGGGGAAUGCCAGGAAUGGUUAGUGGAGCAUUCAAGGGCAUGAAAGGAGAGAUAGGAUUUGAGGGUGCUCCUGGCAUGGAUGGGCUACCAGGUUUACCGGGCCCACCAGGUAUGAUGGGUAACACAGGCGAAAAGGGUAUGCCUGGAAGCAUCGGCAUUCCUGUAAGAGGAUUCAAGGGAGAACAAGGUGACGAUGGACUUAUUGGUUUAGAUGGCAUGCCAGGUCCUCCUGGUUUCCCUGGUGAAAUUGGUCCUGUUGGACGACCGGGCUUGCGCGGAUUAAUUGGCGUAAAAGGAGAAAUUGGAGAUGCUGGCGAGGAAGGUUAUUUCGGACGUUUGGGUCUGAAAGGUAUCAAAGGUGAACGAGGUGAUCCUAUACCAUUGGACGAUUGGAGACCUAACCAACCAGGUGUUCGAGGUGUUCCUGGAAACAAAGGAGCCCCUGGAGAUGAGGGUGAUUUAGGAAUGCCUGGUUAUCCUGGGUUAUUAGGACUGAAGGGAGAGCGUGGACCUCAAGGCCUGACCGGUGAAGAAGGUCAAAUUGGAUUCAAAGGUGAAAGAGGUUUCCAAGGAGCUCCAGGUCGAGACGGUUUAGAUGGAUAUCCGGGUUUGCAAGGAGAAAUUGGUGAUCCUGCUCCCCCUCCUCCACCACCGAAAAGCCGUGGAUUCAUUUUCACGAAGCAUUCUCAAACAGUGCGAAUUCCGGAUUGUCCAUUGAAUACAGUAAAGUUAUGGGAUGGUUAUUCGUUGGUCAAUGUUAUAGGGCACACAAGAUCGGUUGGCCAGGAUUUGGGAAGCGCUGGAUCAUGCCUUAAGCUGUUUAGUACCAUGCCAUAUUUGUUCUGUGAUAUCAACAACGUUUGUAACUACGCAACGAACAACGAUGAUAGCAUUUGGCUGUCGACGCCUGAACCUAUGCCAAUGUCCAUGACUCCAAUGAAGGCUCGGGAAGUCGAGAAGUAUAUUUCACGAUGCUCGGUCUGUGAAACUUCGACCCGCGUUAUGGCAGUUCACAGCCAAUCAAUGUCCAUACCAGACUGUCCCGAUGGAUGGGAAGAAUUGUGGAUAGGAUACAGCUAUGUCAUGCAUACAACUGACAACAGUGGAGGAUUUGGCAUGAACUUUGUUUCCCCAGGAUCAUGUUUAGAGGAGUUCCGUGCGCAACCAGUAGUUGAAUGUCAUGGACAUGGAACGUGUAAUUUCUACGAUGGUAUUACUUCGUUCUGGUUGUCGAUCAUAGAGGAUGGACAGGAAUUCCGUCAGCCUCAGCAGCAAACGCUCAAAGCAGAUCAAACCAGCAAAAUUAGCAGGUGCAUCGUUUGCCGUCGCAAGGCUGGAUUCCUCAGGGCACUCUCAGAUGGUGCAAUAGCUGCCUCAGCUUUAAGACGCCCUGAUAUUGCUACGGUCCCGAAACCAUACUACCCGCCACCUCCUCAGUCUCAACCCCCGAGACGACGAGUGAGACCUGGUGCUCGACAACGAAACCGUAAUAGUGGCUAAAUAAAACUAGACUUAGAUGAUAUUAUGUAAAAAAAACCACAUAUGAACAAAUUUAGUUGCUGUUUGUGUACCAUUGUAGGGUAACGAAGUGUAAGGUACUGCCAAAUAAUAUUUUUUUGGAAAAAUGUUCCGUUUCAUUCUAAGAGUCUGCUUAAGAAAACAUUUUUAAAAAUUGCUAUCCUCCAGUGUUUCAAAUUGUAGUUGUAUUUCUUCCUUAGUCAACUGUCGUUAAUUAAGAUUCGAUAAUACCAAAAAUCGUGGGAAAGAAAUACGUUUUAAUGUUAACGCCUAUUUAAAUAUAUUUACACAGUUAUUGCAAGUUGUCAUGUAAAAAACUGCCAGAGUUAACCAUAUGAACGCCGUAUCGCGUUUUUAUUCAAGCUCAGUGAACUUUCAGAACGAAUUUUAAUUUUGUAAACAAACCGAAACGUUAUGUGAAUAAAAUCUCCUUAUUUUAACAGCUGAAAAA
Uranotaenia lowii is the source of this 6282-nucleotide messenger RNA. It is a transcript of the gene vkg, whose product is annotated as collagen alpha-1(IV) chain. The transcript has 8 exons. Lineage: Eukaryota; Metazoa; Arthropoda; Insecta; Diptera; Culicidae. Gene Ontology annotation, cellular component: collagen trimer. The record is from RefSeq and is a predicted model, not a curated record. Bases 372 to 5813 code for a protein of 1813 amino acids. Gene Ontology annotation, molecular function: extracellular matrix structural constituent.